GAGAGCAGUGACAGGCCGAAGAUCGCGGGCUGGCUGUUUAGAUCCAAACUCCAGCCCGCCGACUGGCAGCGAGGAAUUGAGAGAAACAUGGCUCGGCCGUACGUUUGCCUGCUGGCCCUGGCGGCUGUGCUACUGCUAGGCAUCGCCGCCGUCUCCAGAUCGAAGGGCCUGCGGGGCAAGGGGCAUCAGAGGGCGCCGCGAAUCCCUUCUCAGUUCAGCCACGAGGAGCGCGUCGCAAUGAAGGAGGCUCUGAAAGGUGCCAUCCGGAUUCCAACAGUGUCUUUCAGCCCCGAGGAGCUCAACACGACAGCCCUGGCUGAGUUUGGAGAAUACAUUCAUAAAGUCUUUCCUACUGUGUUCAAAACCAGCUUUAUCCGGCACGAAGCUGUGGGAGAGUACAGCCACCUGUUCACUGUCCAAGGCUCGGACCCCAGCCUGCAGCCCUACAUGCUCCUCGCUCACAUUGAUGUGGUGCCUGCCCCUGAUGAAGGCUGGGACGUGCCCCCGUUCUCUGGGUUGGAGAGUGAUGGCUUCAUCUAUGGUCGAGGCACACUGGACAACAAGAACUCUCUUAUGGCAGUCCUGCAGGCCUUGGAGCUUCUGCUGAUCAGAAACUACAUCCCCCGAAGAUCUUUCUUCAUUGCUCUGGGCCAUGAUGAGGAGGUAUCAGGGGUAAAUGGGGCUCAGAAGAUCUCAGCCCUGCUACAGGCAAGGGGCAUCCAGCUAGCCUUCAUUGUGGAUGAGGGGAGCUCCAUCUUGGAUGGUUUCAUUCCCAACCUCCAGAAGCCCUUUGCCAUGGUUUCAGUCUCCGAGAAGGGUGCAAUUGACCUCAUGCUGCAAGUAAACAUGACUCCAGGCCAUUCUUCAGCUCCUCCAAAGGAAACAAGCAUUGGCAUCCUCGCAGCUGCUGUCAGCCGACUGGAGCAGACACCAAUGCCGAACAUGUUUGGAGGCGGGCCGUUGAAGAUGGCAUUGCAGCAGCUGGCAAACGAGUUCCCCUUCCCGACCAACAUAGUCUUGAGCAACCUGUGGCUAUUUCAGCCCCUUGUAAGCAGGUCGAUGGAGAGGAAUUACAUAACCAAUGCGCUGGUCAGGACCACCACGGCACUCACCAUGUUCAAUGCAGGGGUCAAGGUGAAUGUCAUCCCCCCUGUGGCCCAGGCCACCGUCAACUUCCGAAUUCACCCUGCACAGACAGUCCAGGAGGUCCUAAAACUAGCCAAGGACAUUGUGGCUGACGACCGGAUCCAGUUCCACGUGUUGAAUGCCUUUGACCCCCUGCCUGUCAGCCCCUCUGAUGAUCAGGCCUUGGGCUACCAGCUGCUCCGCCAGACCAUACAGUCUGUCUUCCCGGAAGUCAACAUUGUUGCCCCAGGUACUUGUAUUGGCAACACAGACAGCAGACACUAUGUGAACCUUACCACUGGCAUCUACCGGUUCAACCCCAUCUACCUGCAGCCUCAGAGCUUCAGCAGCAUCCACGGAAUCAAUGAGAAGAUCUCAGUCCAAGCCUACGAGACCCAGGUGAAAUUCAUCUUCGAGUUCCUCCAGAACGCUGACGCAGACCCAAGGCCAGUUCCUCACCUGCACGAACUGUGAGGUCGGGGAGCCAGCUGGAUCAGGGAUGGCUGAUGCUGGGCCAGGACUAACCCAAGGGGGAAGCCAGUGUUGAUGAAACUUUGGGUCAAAGUCACAUUAUAAUGACCUCACCCACCUGCCUUGCUCACUCCUAAACUCACUCAACACUCAAGAACAAGGCCAGGGAGAAGGGGAAGGCCAGGAGGAGCCCGGCUUCUCCCUUCCUCCCGGCAACUCCAUCCCUCAGCUGACCGGCAUUUACUGCCUUCUUGUCACUACUUUAGAAGGUAUCUGGCCUGUCUGUCUCACGCUGGUGAUUUAACUGCUCCUUGUUAAGUCCUGACUGAACAAAUGCAGAUUUGAAAAAUAUCAACCAGAUUUGACCUUCUACAAGUGUUUAAUUUAGGGCACGCUUGUUGGGCUGCCUUUUCCAUGGCUUAUAUAUUUCUUCUUGCUGUAAUUUCCUUUCCUCCCCCACCCCCCGCCCCUUCUUCUUGGAUUGUUUAGCUGUCUCUUCAUCUCUCCUCUCCUGCCCCUGCAUCCCUCCCCUUACCCUCCCUUUUAUUCUACACCUGGAGCAAGACUUGGUCAAACUAUGAUACUCCCAUAAUUACCACAACAAUUGGUCAGAUAAAAUGGUCUAUGC
This is a messenger RNA of Lipotes vexillifer (Yangtze River dolphin), 2224 nucleotides long. It is a transcript of the gene PM20D1, whose product is annotated as peptidase M20 domain containing 1. NCBI's taxonomy places the organism in Eukaryota, Metazoa, Chordata, Mammalia, Artiodactyla, Lipotidae. Gene Ontology annotation, biological process: lipid metabolic process; amino acid metabolic process. The coding region runs from base 88 to 1599 and encodes 503 amino acids. The record is from RefSeq and is a predicted model, not a curated record. Gene Ontology annotation, molecular function: hydrolase activity, acting on carbon-nitrogen (but not peptide) bonds, in linear amides. The transcript is spliced from 13 exons.